UAAAAUAAAAAAUAGAACUAGGAUAACAAACAAAGUUUCUGUGUUCAUACCAUAUAAUAUGACAUGACACGAUAGAUAUCUCUUAUUCAACAUGUCACUCUCACACAGUUCUAAGUAACAUCAUCAUCUCUUCUUGGAAACUCAAAUGAAAGAUUCUCCUGCAAAAGUUUUCAAGAAAGCUUGUAAACAAGAUCUUUUUUCUCUGGCUCCUAUGGCAGGGUUGAACUUUGAAGCUGAAUAUGUUGAUAGCUUUGAUGUUCUCAAAGUUUUUGCAGCCCAUGGUGUUGAAUUUCUCCUAUCUUCUCAAGGAAAGGUACCUUUGUUAGAUUGCAAUGGAAAAAUCAUCUGUCUAUUUUUCUCUGCCAACUGGUGUAGGCCUUGCAAACUUUUCAUUCCUCAUCUUGUUGAUCUUUAUGAGACACUGAGGAAGAGAGGGGUAAAUAUAGAGAUUAUCUUCGUCUCUUUUGAUCGCGACGAGGACGGAUUUAAAGAACACGUCGAGAGUAUGCCGUGGCUAGCGGUUCCGUUUGAUGUGAAUUUGCAUAGGAAGCUUAUUGAUAGAUAUAGGAUUGAUCGAAUCCCGUCGUUCAUUCCGUUGUGUUCUGAUGCUUUAACUGUUGAUGAAAAAGUGAUUGAGUGGAUUGAGGAUUAUGGUGCUGAUGCGUUUCCUUUCACAAAGAAGAGACAUGAGGAAUUGAAGGACUUAGAUAGAAGAAAACGCGAAGAAGUUGAUUUGCAAGAAUUGUUGACACGGGAGGGACGCGAUUUUCUUAUUGCGGGAGAUGAUAGAAAGGUGGUUGUAUCUGAACUAGCCGGGAAAACGGUAGGCCUAUUUUUCGGCGCGUAUUGGUCUCCUCCUUGUCGUGCCUUCACGGUUCAACUCACUGACGUAUACAAUAAUCUGAAUGAUACGAAAGGUCGCUGCUUCGAGAUUGUUUUCGUUUCAACAGAUAAGGACCUGAAAGAAUUCAAUGUUAGCAGAACUAGCACGCCUUGGCUUGCUAUCCCGUACGAAGACAGAACAAGGCAUGACCUUUGUAGAAUCUUCGACAUAAAGAAAAUUCCAGCUUUGGUCAUCAUUGGACCAGAUGGUAAAGUCGUUAGUUUGAACGGUAAGUUUAUGGUCUCCUCGUACGGCGCGGAAGCUUUCCCGUUUACCGAAUCGAGGGUUAAAGAUUUAGAAUCGGCUCUGAGAAAGGAAGGAGAGGCUUUGCCUCAACAGGUUCAGGACGUGAAGCAUGAACAUGUACUCAAAUUGGAAAUGGCGAAAGCGUAUGUAUGCGAUUCUUGUAAGAAACAGGGAAAGUUUUGGUCAUUCUUUUGUGAUGUUUGUGACUAUGAUCUUCAUCCAAGUUGUCUUGAGAAGGUCAACAAAGACUAAUGUUGGUAGAGAAUAGAAUCACACAAGAUUGCAACAAGUUAUACUCUAUUGUAUGAUAAAUUUAGGCAAAACCCCUUCCUUUAAAAGGUGUAUGGGACAUAUUUAUAGCAUGCUUGUAUGAUAAAUUUGAUACAUAUACUAUAUAAUUUAAACCA
Lathyrus oleraceus (garden pea) is the source of this 1536-nucleotide messenger RNA. RefSeq names its product probable nucleoredoxin 3. The coding region runs from base 146 to 1381 and encodes 411 amino acids. The transcript has 4 exons. Lineage: Eukaryota; Viridiplantae; Streptophyta; Magnoliopsida; Fabales; Fabaceae. The record is from RefSeq and is a predicted model, not a curated record.